AUGCCUCUGCUCAGAAUGUCGUCCCAAGAGGAGUCCUACCCUAUCAACAUUGCGAACUCGCCACCACCACCCACUGAUCUUGGGUCGUACUCACGCACGAUGCUUCAGCAUACCAAGAGACAAAUGGAGGCAUUCUCCAGCAGCUCCGAGCGACGGAGCCGCAGUAACGGAUCGCGGAGCAGUGGUCAGCGGGGGGUUGGCACACCAUCGAUGCCGAAUGGUGUGCACCAAACAUCGAGUUCCCCGGACGACUAUCACCACACAUGA
Molecule: messenger RNA, 267 nt
Organism: Diaporthe batatas
Lineage: Eukaryota; Fungi; Ascomycota; Sordariomycetes; Diaporthales; Diaporthaceae
Exons: 1
Coding region: 1-267 (88 amino acids)
Source: RefSeq, a predicted model, not a curated record